Messenger RNA from Effrenium voratum, 1371 nucleotides. NCBI's taxonomy places the organism in Eukaryota, Dinophyceae, Suessiales, Symbiodiniaceae. The record is from the annotation of a GenBank genome assembly.
GACCAGACUAUAGUAGUCCAUGUAUGCAACCAUUGGUGGCAAGCGCCAGCCCUUGGCCGAAACGCGCCAUGGGGGCUGCGCUGGGCGCCCGGCUGACGAUCCUCGUGGGAGCUGUCGCGGAAGAAGCGUACUUCCUGGGUCAGCGAGAGGGGGCGCUGCACUGCCUGGGCAGCUGCCAGCAGUGCCACCAGUCGCUGCAGCUGCUGCCGCGGAGGCGCCUUGAGGCCGCCCAGCACCACACUGAGCUGGCGGUGACUCGGCUUCAAGAUGUGGAGGCCUGGCUGGCGGCGCCGGAGGUGUGUGACCUCCUUCUGAUGUUCCCUGUGGACAUGCGCCGCGAGGCAUGGAGCCUGGCCGCCAUGCCAGCAGAGGAUUACCUGGCCUUCCGGGGCGCGGGCCAGGACAUGCAACGAACCGUGGAGUAUUGCCAAGCUCUGCAGCUGAUGUCUGUGUUUGCCUGGCAAGGUGCAGUACGUGCUCCUCAGAUGUGUGGGCAGGAUUCGGAUUGCCUUUCAACUGCCCGAGACACAGCGUUUGCUGUGCUGGCACGACGCUGGAAGGACCUGCGCGGUCCCGAGGCUCCCCCGGCCCCGUGGGCAGAGGUAGCUUUAGGCCGGAAUAGCACAGCGCAGCUGCUGCAGCAGCUGCUGUCUCUGGCAGAGGAAGCGUGGCAGGCCAAAGCCCAGGGCGAGGCAUUGCGCUCCCUGGCGGAUGGUGCUGCGGAGGCGGCGCUUGGAAACCUGGCCGUCCAGCUUGGCCGGAACGCACGGCUGGCCAUGGAACAUGCCCGCACCAUUUGGGGCCUCAAGCAGCUCAUGCUGGAGCUGUUUGAGGUGUAUCCGAAUCUGCAGGGGCAAAUGCCGAGCUUUCGCUUCCAGACGCGCUUCUACGGCAGGCAUUUCGAUGUCCUCGAGGCUCUGCUCGACAGCCUGGACAAGGGACAGGAGCUGAGAAUGGCAGAACUGGGCGUGGCCUGUGGCCCCGUGGGUUUGCACCUUUUGGCGCGCUUCCCCCAGUUGCGCUACUUUGGGGCAGAUCCUACGAUCAAGGAGGAGGUCAGAGACGCCUACAAGCCUUAUGCAGAUCGAGCCCAGCUGUUCGCAAGCACCAGCGAGGAGAUGCACAAACAGCUUGACGAUGUCAUGGACUUUGUCUUCAUUGAUGGCCCCCACACCUACGCCAAUGUGCGUAACGAUCUUCAUCUUUGGGAGGCUCGCGUGCGGCGAGGUGGCAUUGUAGCUGGCCACGACUUUACCAUCAGGCACCCGCCGCUGCUUUGGGCAGUGUCCGAGUACCGCAUGACCCACGAUGGUCCUUAUAUCAAUCUGGCAAUGGAUGGAGUUUGGUGGUGGCAAGUAGGUUGAAGCAACA